This is a messenger RNA of Pteronotus mesoamericanus, 7073 nucleotides long. It is a transcript of the gene PLXNB1, whose product is annotated as plexin B1. The transcript is spliced from 37 exons. Gene Ontology annotation, biological process: semaphorin-plexin signaling pathway involved in axon guidance; regulation of cell migration. NCBI's taxonomy places the organism in Eukaryota, Metazoa, Chordata, Mammalia, Chiroptera, Mormoopidae. Gene Ontology annotation, molecular function: semaphorin receptor activity; protein binding. Gene Ontology annotation, cellular component: semaphorin receptor complex; plasma membrane. The record is from RefSeq and is a predicted model, not a curated record. Bases 56 to 6466 code for a protein of 2136 amino acids.
CGCCGACACAGGUCAUGCUGUUGUCUCCUGACCCCGCCGGCCCUGCCAGGUGACCAUGCCCGCCCUCGGCCCGGCUCUCCUCCAGGUGCUCUGGGCCGGGUGGGUCCUCACCCUCCGCCCCCCUCCGCCGGAUGCUUUCGUUCCCAAUGGCACUCGUCUGCAGCACCUGGCGCGGGACCCCACCUCCGGCACCAUCUACCUGGGGGCCACUAACUUCCUGUUCCAGCUGAGCCCGGAGCUGCAGCUGGAGGCCGCCGUGCCCACUGGCCCUGUGCUGGAUAGCAGGGACUGCCUGCCGCCUGUGGUGCGCGAUGAGUGCCCUCAGGCCCAGCCGACCGACAACCCGAACCAGCUGCUCCUGGUCAGCCCGGGCGCCCUGGUGGUGUGCGGGAGUGUGCACCAGGGCGUCUGUGAGCAGCGGGGCCUGGGGCAGCUCCAGCAGCUGCUGCUGCGGCCAGAGCGGCCCGGGGACACCCAGUAUGUCGCCGCCAACGACCCUGAGGUCAACACUGUGGGGCUGGUGGCCCGGGGCUUGGAUGGGGAACCCCUCCUGUUUGUGGGGCGGGGAUACACCAGCAGGGGCGCAGGAGGCGGCAUCCCUCCCAUCACAACCCGAGCCUUGCGGCCCCCGGACCCCCAGGCUGUCUUCUCCUAUGAGGAGACAGCCAAGCUGGCUGUGGGCCGCCUCUCUGAGUACAGCCACCACUUCGUAAGCGCCUUCGCACACGGGGACAGUGCCUACUUCCUGUUCCUGCGGCGGGACCUGCAGGCUCAGUCUCGAGCCUUCCGUGCCUAUGUGUCCCGCGUGUGCCUCCGGGACCAGCACUAUUACUCCUACGUGGAGUUGCCACUGGCCUGCCAGGGUGGCCGCUACGGGCUGAUCCAGGCCGCGGCUGUGGCCACGUCCAGGGAGGCGGCCCGCGGGGAGGUGCUCUUCGUAGCCUUCUCCUCGGCCGCCCCCCCCACCGUGGGCCGGCCCCCGUCGGCAGCGGCCGGGGUGUCUGGGGCCUCUGCCCUCUGUGCCUUCCGCCUGGACGAGGUGGACCGCCUUGCCGACCUCACGCGCGAUGCCUGCUACACUCGGGAGGGCCGCAGCGCGGACGGGGUGGAGGUGGCCUACAUCGAGUAUGAUGUCAACUCCGACUGUGCGCAGCUGCCUGUGGACACCCUGGACGCCUAUCCCUGUGGCUCGGACCACACGCCCAGCCCCAUGGCCAGCCGUGUCCCCCUGGAAGCCACACCAGUUCUAGAGUGGCCUGGGGUUCAGCUAACAGCCGUGGCAGUCACCAUGGAGGAUGGACACACUAUUGCUUUCCUGGGUGACAGUCAAGGGCAGCUGCAUAGGGUGUACUUGGGCCCGGGAAGUGAUGGCCACCCAUACUCCACCCAGAGUAUCCAGCAGGGGUCUGCGGUGAGCAGAGACCUCGUCUUUGACGGGGCCUUUGAGCACCUGUAUGUCAUGACUCAGAGCACACUUCUCAAGGUUCCUGUGGCCUCCUGCGCUCAGCACCUGGACUGUGCGUCUUGUCUGGCUCACAGGGACCCCUACUGUGGGUGGUGUGUGCUCCUCGGCAGGUGCAGCCGCCGUUCCGAGUGCUCACGGGGCCAGGGCCUAGAGAGGUGGCUGUGGAGCUUCCAGCCUGAGCCGGGCUGUCUGCAGGUGGCAGCCGUGGAUCCUGCCAACAUCAGCCGAGAGGAGCGGAGGGAGGUUUUCCUGUCGAUACCUGACCUGCCACCCCUGUGGCCGGGGGAGUCCUAUUCCUGCCACUUUGGGGGAUACCAGAGUCCUGCCCUGUUGACCAGCUCUGGUGUGAUGUGCCCCUCCCCAGACCCUAGUGAGGCCCCAGCGCUGCCAAGAGGAGCCGACCAUGUUUCCGUGAGCGUGGAGCUCAGGUUUGGUGCCGUCGUACUUGCCAAAGCUGCUCUCUCCUUCUAUGACUGUGCAGCCGUCACUGACCUCCACCAGUCGGCACAGUGCCAGGCCUGCGUGAGCAGCCGCUGGGGGUGUAACUGGUGCGUCUGGCAGCACCUGUGCACGCACAAGGCCUCGUGUGAUGCUGGGCCCAUGGUGGUCAGCCAACAGAGCCUGCUUCUUUCCCCAGCCGCUCCUGCCAAAGACGCACCCACCCCCUUCCCACCUGCUGCCCCCGAGGCCACGGUCACCCCUACUCCCGACACCCCUCCCGCGGAGCCGCGGGCUCCCUCCUCAGCCACAGCUUCAGAUGUCCUGCCCGAGGCCAGGCCUUCCCUGCUCGGCCCCUGGGAGCCGUGGGCAGGUCCCAGCCCCACACCUGCCUCACCUGCCUCCCCUGCCUCAGCCUCCACAGAGCCACCGCUCCACGAGGAGCCCCUCCCUGCCAGCCCCCCGGACAGACCUGGCACCACUGCCCCUGCUCUCCCUGACCUCCAACCCACGGCCACACCUGAGGACCUCUUGGCCUCCCGCCCGUCCCCCUCAGACGCAGCGGCACUGCCCCCUGCCCCCACAGACCCUGGCCCCGAGGCCCCCCCCACCACGGAACCCCGGGACCAGCCCUCCAGCCCUGCUCCCGCCACUGCUUUCCCAGGGGCCGCUGGCUCCGAGAAGCCCGCUCUGGACUGGCUCAUGAAAGAAGGCGGCGAGCUGCCCGAGGCGGACGAGUGGACAGGGGGUGACACGCCCGCCUUCUCCACUUCCACCCUCCUCUCAGGUGACGGAGACUCGGCCGAGCACGAGGGCCCUCCGGCCCCCCUCGUUCUCCUGUCCAGCCUCGACUACCAGUACGACACCCCCGGGCUCUGGGAGCUGGAAGAAGUGAGCGGCGGGGCCAGCUCCUGCCCGUGUGUGGAGAUCGUUCAGGGCUCCACACUGAUGCCAGUCCACGUGGAGCGGAAAGUGCGGCUGCUGGGCAGGAACCUGCACCUCUUCCAGGACAGCCCGGGAGACCGUGAGUGUGUGAUGGAGCUGGAGGGCCGUGAGGUGGCAGUUCCAGCCCAGGUUGAGUGCGAGCUGCCUCCGGAUACCCGGUGCCAUGUCACGUGCCAGCAGCUCCAGCUCAGCUAUGAGACUCAGCGGCCAGAGCUCCGCGUGGGGCUGUUCCUGCGCCGGGCCGGCCACCUGCGCGUGGACAGCGCGGAGGGGCUGCACGUGGUGCUGUACGACUGUUCCGUGGGACACGGGGACUGCAGCCGCUGCCAAACCGCCGCGCCCCAGUAUGGCUGUGUGUGGUGCGAGGGGGAACGUUCGCGCUGCGUGGCCCGGGAAGCCUGCGGCCACACUGAGGCCGUGGCCACCCAGUGCCCCGCCCCCCUCAUCCGCUCGGUGGAGCCGCUGACUGGGCCUGUGGACGGAGGCACCCGAGUCACCAUCAGGGGCUCCAACCUGGGCCAGCAUGUGCAGGACGUGCAGGGCACGGUCAGGGUGGCUGGCGUGCCCUGUGUGGUCGAUGCUCAGGAGUACGAGGUCUCCAGCAGCCUUGUGUGUGUCACUGAGGCCAGUGGGCAGGAGGUGGCAGGCACCGUGACCGUGGAGGUGCCGGGAAGAGGACGUGGCGUCUCAGAGCAUGACUUUGCCUACCAGGACCCAAAGCUGCACUCCAUCUUCCCCUCACGAGGCCCCAGAGCCGGGGGCACCCGCCUCACGCUGCACGGCUCCAAGCUUCUGACUGGGCGGCUGGAGGACAUCCGAGUAGUAGUUGGAGACCAGCCUUGUCACCUGCUACAGGGGCGGCAGGCAGAGCAGCUGCGGUGUGAAACCGGCCCACACCCCACGCCUGCCACCCUCCCUGUGGCUGUGUGGUUUGGGGCCACUGAGCGGAAGCUUCAACACAGCCAGUUCGAGUACACAUCAGACCCUAACGUCACCUCUGUCGGCCCCACCAAGAGCUUCCUCAGUGGAGGACGUGAGAUACGGGUCCAUGGCCAGAAUUUGGAUGUGGUGCAGACCCCAAGGAUCCGAGUGACCAUGGCUCCACCCACACAGGGGCCUGGGCACAGGCGCGACGUGGUUCCGGACACGGCAUGUCCCCCUGGAGCCUCCUGUGGCAGUCAUCAUCACCUUGAGGAGCCCUGCCGCGUGAACUCCUCCCAGCUCAUCACCUGCCGCUCCCCGGCCCUCCCGGGCCUGCCCGAGGAGCCCUGGGUCCGGGUGGAGUUUAUUCUCGACAGCCUGGUCUUCGACUUCGCUGCGCUGAGCCCUGCACCCUUCUCCUAUGAGGCUGACCCCACCCUGCAGCCCCUCAACCCCGAGGACCCCACCACGCCGUUCCGGCACAAGCCCGGGAGCGUGCUGUCUGUGGAGGGGGAGAAUCUGGACCUUGCCAUGUCCAAGGAGGAGGUUGUGGCCAUGAUAGGGACUGGGCCCUGCGUGGUGAAGACCCUGACCCGGCACCACCUGUACUGCGAGCCCCCCGUGGAGCAGCCCCUGCCCCUCCAGGAGGCACCUGAUGCUCUGCCUGAGUUCACGGUACAGAUGGGGAACCUGCGCUUCACCCUGGGCCACGUGCAAUAUGAUGGCGAGAGCCCCGGGGCUUUUCCCAUGGCAGCCCAGGUGGGCUUGGGGGUGGGCGUCUCUCUCCUGGCCGUGGGGGUCAUCAUCAUCGUCUUCAUAUACAGGAGGAAGAGCAAGCAGGCCCUGAGGGACUACAAGAAGGUCCAGAUCCAGCUGGAGAACCUGGAGAGCAGCGUGCGGGACCGCUGCAAGAAGGAGUUCACGGACCUCAUGACCGAGAUGACAGAUCUCACCAGUGACCUUCUGGGCAGCGGCAUCCCCUUCCUUGAUUACAAGGUGUACGCUGAGCGGGUCUUCUUCCCUGGGCACCAGGAGUCGCCCUUGCACCGGGACUUGGGUGUGCCGGAGAGCAGACGACCUACAGUGGAACAAGGGCUGGGGCAGCUCUCCAACCUGCUCAACAGCAAGCUCUUCCUCACCAAGUUCAUCCACACUCUGGAGAGCCAGCGCACCUUCUCGGCUCGGGACCGCGCCUACGUGGCUUCUCUGCUCACCGUGGCGCUACAUGGGAAGCUUGAGUACUUCACAGACAUCCUCCGCACCCUGCUCAGUGACCUGGUGGCCCAGUGUGUGGCCAAGAACCCCAAGCUGAUGCUGCGCAGGACAGAGACCGUGGUGGAGAAGCUGCUCACCAACUGGAUGUCCAUCUGCCUUUAUACUUUCGUCAGGGACGCGGUAGGGGAGCCUCUGUACAUGCUCUUCCGUGGGAUUAAGCAUCAAGUGGAUAAGGGGCCAGUUGACAGUGUGACAGGCAAAGCCAAAUACACCCUGAAUGACAACCGCCUUCUCCGAGAGGACGUGGAGUACCGACCCCUGACCCUGAAUGCCCUCUUGGCCGUGGGGCCGGGGGCGGGAGAGGCCCAAGGUGUGCCUGUGAAGGUCCUGGACUGCGACACCAUCUCCCAGGCCAAGGAAAAGAUGCUGGACCAGCUUUACAAAGGAGUGCCUCUCGCCCAGCGGCCAGACCCCCGCACCUUGGAUGUCGAGUGGCGGUCCGGGGUGGCCGGACACCUCAUUCUUUCCGACGAGGAUGUGACUUCUGAGGUCCAGGGUCUGUGGAGGCGACUGAAUACCCUGCAGCAUUACAAGGUUCCAGAUGGAGCAACUGUGGCCCUGGUCCCCUGCCUCACCAAGCAUGUUCUUCGGGAAAAUCAGGAUUACGUCCCUGGGGAGAGGACCCCGAUGCUGGAGGACGUGGACGAGGGGGGCAUCCGGCCCUGGCACCUGGUGAAGCCGAGCGAGGAGCCGGAGCCGCCAAGGCCGAGGAGGGGCAGCCUCCGGGGCGGGGAGCGCGAGCGAGCCAAGGCCAUCCCCGAGAUCUACCUGACCCGCCUGCUGUCCAUGAAGGGCACCCUGCAGAAGUUUGUGGACGACCUGUUCCAGGUGAUCCUCAGCACCAGCCGCCCCGUGCCGCUUGCUAUCAAGUACUUCUUUGACCUGCUGGAUGAGCAGGCCCAGCAGCACGGCAUCUCCGACCAGGACACUGUCCAUAUCUGGAAGACCAACAGCCUGCCGCUGAGGUUCUGGAUCAAUAUAAUCAAAAACCCGCAGUUCGUGUUUGACGUGCAGACAUCCGACAACAUGGACGCGGUGCUCCUGGUCAUCGCACAGACCUUCAUGGAUGCCUGCACCCUGGCCGACCACAAGCUGGGCCGAGACUCCCCCAUCAACAAACUUCUGUAUGCGCGGGACAUCCCCCGUUACAAACAGAUGGUGGAAAGGUACUACGCAGACAUCAGACAGACCGUCCCGGCCAGUGACCAAGAGAUGAACUCCGUCCUGGCCGAGCUCUCCCGGAACUACUCGGGGGACCUUGGGGCACGAGUGGCUCUGCAUGAACUCUACAAGUAUAUCAACAAGUACUACGACCAGAUCAUCACUGCUCUGGAGGAGGAUGGCACGGCCCAGAAGAUGCAGCUGGGCUACCGGCUGCAGCAGAUCGCCGCGGCCGUGGAGAACAAGGUCACGGAUCUGUAGGGACCAGCAACUCUGCUGCCGCCUCGGCCCCGCCGGGCAGCCCUGGAGCCUCGGGGGAGAAGCCACCUUCUUAGAUGCCUGUAGUGCCUGACAAGCCGAGUUAGUGGAAGGUGGCCCUGGUCUCUUGGUGGCUCUGGCCUGGGCCCUGCUGGACUCACCUCGCAGGCCUGGGGCCCGAGGCUGAUGGGGUGGUGCCCCACCUGCUCCCUGAGCCCCGCGACCCUGUGGGCUGUGGGGAGUCGGGUACAAAGGGCUUCCAGAGGGGCUGGAAGGGCCCCCAGCCCCUGGGGAGACUGUACAGUCCUGAACACUGGCCUGUGUCCCGCCGGGAUCCCGAGUGGAAGGAGGAGGCCCCGCUGGCUGUCCUGCCCUCCCCGCAGCUCCCCUCCGUCGGCCUGACCUCGGUGUAGCCGCAUUCCGGCCUUUGCUGCUGCCGCGGUCCUAGGUCCAAGAGAUGAACGCCUUUCCUAGGCCACUGCGAACUGACCCCUCAGAAGGGUCAACUGCCUUGGGGCCACCCUGCCCCGAAAGCAGCCAGUGGUGAGGGGCACCUGUAACGGGGGGGCCUAGGGGAGAUGGUGGCCACACUGACCCAGCUCUUCAUUAA